Messenger RNA from Cadophora gregata, 1056 nucleotides. RefSeq lists its product as uncharacterized. The transcript has a single exon. Lineage: Eukaryota; Fungi; Ascomycota; Leotiomycetes; Helotiales; Ploettnerulaceae. The record is from RefSeq and is a predicted model, not a curated record. Bases 1 to 1056 code for a protein of 351 amino acids.
AUGGCACAGAACAACUCUUACCUUAUCUUGAGCUCGGGUUUGGACCUUAAUGGCUCUCAAGCCCCAGAAUAUCAACUAGAUACGAUCCCACAAACCGUCCAGCAGCGGUUUCAGGCUCAGAACGCUUCCUCCAACCUUCAAAUAUCGAACAAUUUCUGCAGGGCUCAGAAACCUGCCCAAACAGUGCAUAAGGUUCCACAGCCUCAUACGGCAAGCUUUGAGAGUAUGAAUACUUCCCAUGAGCAGAAUCUUGCAUACGGAGCAGCGGUCCCCUCAGCCAGCUGGCCCGACACGACACUUGCCUAUCCUCCAAGGCUUCCAGGGGGCAGUCCUACGGGAGAUCAGGCAGGCGGUUCAUACACUUCUUCAGUUGUGGAUAGUGCUAUUUGUGGUACUCAUGUCAGGGGGCUCCAGAACAAUGCGGAAUAUAUCAAGUCGCUUGGUUCUGUGAAUUUCCCAGCUCGAGACCUGCACGCUAUGGUAACAGGAGCGUCAAUUUCAGCAAGAAGAGACACUUCACAGAUCUCACAAACUCAACAUGAUUACGACGCAGUCGUGGAUACAACACAAGCGCAAUUCUGGCACAACGGGGAGGGCCCGUCGAUUGGGAAUUACUCUGGCCAUGCAGAAAAAGAAAGUCUUCGGGCACAAGCACAGGCUAUAGAACCCCAUACUCAAGAACAAGCAAGUGUCUGGAACGAAAGCCAGCUCGAUCCAAGAAUAAUUCAAAUGUCGAUGGGUCAAGCUAGUCAACAUCCAGUAGUUCUCUCGGGACACUCUGUACAGCGACCUCCCGUGAACAAGACAAACAGCGGAAAUCACGAGUGGCAACCCCAAGUGACAACAUCCGAGCCUGAAAACAGAAUCGAAUCCAGAAUUACUGGUAUCCCUGCAGCGUCUGCAGCAGGUCGUCGAUUUCCGCCUCAAGGCGGUCAAGUAGCAGGUGGUCCACGGCCAAACAUGGCCCCGUCAGGAGAUUCAGGGCAACGUGGAAGGAAACACAAGUACGAGACUUGCGGCAAAGAAAAGUGUCGUCUCUUAAUUCCGGCGGGGUAA